AUGGAUUCUCCGGGAGGCGCCGCAGGUGGAGAUUCUCAGCCCCUUGCGGGAAAUUCCGGCAGGCGCUGGACUGGAGUUGCGUCAUUGAGGAAAAUUCUCAGCAUUCCGUGGGAAAUUUCCAUGUCAUCGCCGAAAAUUCUCUUUUACACGCUGCUGAGUCUCCUCUUCAAGGCAGAGGCACUCAGCGUCUUUUACGUUGGCUGGAUCGAUGCUCUAGUCUCAGAAACUAACGCUGAAAGCGUCACUAUGCAUAGAAAUGUUGCCUUCAUUUGGCUUUCCAAGCCUCUGUUGAGCUUGUUCAACGAUUGGCUCAGUCGCUGUUUCUGGACCCUUGACGACUUUAAGGAACUGAUUUUGAUCCUAUCAGGGCGGAGGCUCGUUGAGGCUUUGCUUAGGAAACUCCUAAAAAGGCAAAAGAAAAUGGAAGAAUACUCUAUAUUUGGGCAUAAACUCGACCUUGAAAACGAACCGAUUUUCAAGUACUACAGACAGACGAGUCAAGAUUCUGUCUCGGAUGAGAAGGUAGACACAGGUAAAUACAACGCAAGUAUCGUUGUAUUGGUCAUUGCUGAGCUCAUCAUGAUGUUUUAUUCAAUCGCAAUUUACGUGGCAUAUCUCGUUGGAGAAUUUGACAAACCAUGGAUAGACACUGCCACUAUAAUCUUUACCAUUUGUGUCGUCUACACAAGCUCGUGUGCCGAUGGACUCUUUUCAAGGCACUUGAGACAUCGCAGUGAGGGUAUAUAUGCAAAGGCAAUAUCGGCGAGGCUGGCACUGCAUGCAUCUUAUGCGGUUUCAAUCGCCCUGUGCGUUGUAUUGCCAAAUACCUUACCAUUUGUUACAGACAUGUUCAAUACGAACAUUUUAUUUCCUAUAUUUAUCAUUUCAAAUGGAGUGUGUACACUCUGGUUGCUCUAUGAUCCAACAGAUCUGCAGCUUAAGACAUACUCUAGCAGUGGUGCGGAAAGGAAAAGGGUCUCGCCGUCCCCGCUACCAACUCCAACUGCUACAUCAUUACCAGAAACACCCAGAGAUGGGAUCAUUAGCUUUCCAACCGAGUGUCUGAUAUCACUCGUUACACUCUUAUUCAUCUCGAUGCUUAUCAAAAAUCGUUACAUCGCCGAAGGCGAAAUUGGCAUCAAGAAAGAAUGGAUAUUUUUAAUCAAAGAGUAA
Messenger RNA from Theileria equi strain WA, 1173 nucleotides. RefSeq lists its product as hypothetical. The transcript is spliced from 2 exons. NCBI's taxonomy places the organism in Eukaryota, Apicomplexa, Aconoidasida, Piroplasmida, Theileriidae. The coding region runs from base 1 to 1173 and encodes 390 amino acids. The record is from RefSeq and is a predicted model, not a curated record.